Dromiciops gliroides (monito del monte) is the source of this 4592-nucleotide messenger RNA. It is a transcript of the gene CNGB1, whose product is annotated as cyclic nucleotide gated channel subunit beta 1. Gene Ontology annotation, biological process: monoatomic cation transmembrane transport; retina homeostasis. Lineage: Eukaryota; Metazoa; Chordata; Mammalia; Microbiotheria; Microbiotheriidae. Gene Ontology annotation, cellular component: photoreceptor outer segment; plasma membrane; intracellular cyclic nucleotide activated cation channel complex. The record is from RefSeq and is a predicted model, not a curated record. The transcript is spliced from 34 exons. Gene Ontology annotation, molecular function: intracellularly cGMP-activated cation channel activity; cGMP binding; intracellularly cAMP-activated cation channel activity. Bases 1 to 4119 code for a protein of 1372 amino acids.
AUGGCCACUUUUGGGAGCUAUAGAAGGAAUGGGAGUGUGACCCGCUGUGGCUCCCGCCAGCCCCCAAAGGCGGGAGGCCACCAUUUCCAAGUUCAGGCCUCUGUGGCAGGUGGUAUGGGCAACAAAUUGCCUGGGGGGAAACUGAAGUCUAAAUUCUUCCUCUUUCGAGGUGAAGGGAUGUUCAGCUGGAUCGAGAGAGUGUUGCCUCAGCCCCCGGGGACCCCCCAGAAGAUCGGGGCAGAGGAGGGGGCAAAACUCGAGCUGGAAGCAGCACCUGCAGAGCUACAGUUGGAGGAGGCCCAGCCGGUGAGGGAAGAGGAGCCGGAGGAGGCUCCAAGGGAACCACCCAGAGGUGCAGAAAUGCCUCCCCAGUGCCAGAGCCCAGAGGUCCCCCAGGAGACUGUGGAGUCGCUGCCUACAUCAGAUUCAGCCCAUGGUCCUCUGGUUCCUGUGAACAGGGCCAGUGGAUGGGUCCUGAGCUUAAUGACAAAGGGGCUGCAGAGGGUGGUCCCACAGCCUCCCCAAACCCUGAUAGUCCAGAACUUGGAAGGCAACGCCAAUGUUCCUGAUGAGGCUGGAGCACAGGCCCUUGGGAAUGAAGAAACAUCAGGUCCAGGGCUGGUGCCAAAUGACAACACUGACAGCCAGGAUAAAGGGGCUGGAAAAAGAGUUAUCAAGUGGCUGGUGCGGGGUUUGGAGAAAGUGCUGCCGCAGCCUCCACCCCAGCUCCUGAAAAUUUCUGAGGCAGCUUGUACUGGGCUUGGAGAAGCAGCUGCCGAGUCAGUAUCAGUUCCCCCACAAGCCCAACCAGAGCCUCAGGCGGAGGAAACAAGGCCCCCACCAGAGAAUCCUACCCCGAUGCCAGCUCCCCCAAAGCCUGAGGCACCAUUCACAAAACAGGAGAGCCUUCCAGAUACCCUGUCUGCCUCCUGCCUUCCUCCUGCAGGGGAUCGUGCCAGGCUGAUGGGAUGGGUCAAGAGGAGACUGGAGAUGGUGAUUCCUCAGCCUGUUCCUCGGGGGAAGGUGAUGCAGGGGUGGAGUCAGUUGGAAGCCUCUGAAACAAACAGAGAAGGGGAGCCUGUCAGUGCCGUUCCCAGGGCACAGGUAGAGUCGGACCUCAUUGUGGAAGACAUAGAUCCUCAUUGGGAAGAGGAAGAAGCAAAGCAAGAAGGCAUGCCCUCCAGCUGUGAGGACCAACCAAGCAAGGAGGCUCCCCUGGUGAAUGAAGUCAGAGAGGAAGCUGGAGGGGAGACACUCAGGGAGCUUCCCAGGAUUCAAGAGGAGAAGCUGGAAGAUGUGCUUGAGGAAGGAAAUGGAGAAGAGGAAGAAGAGGAGGAAGAGGAUGAACUAGAAUUGCAGGCCCUGUGUGGCAUGGAAGAUGUGGCUACAGGUGUUCUGCUGGAUAGCUGUUUGGCGGAUGUCGUGGACUCCAGCUGGAGUGGAGUAGGAGGGAUCGAGAGCCAGGAGUCUUCCCUACAGGUACAAGGCUCCGAGGUCCCUUGUGCCAUGUCUAAGCAAAGUCGAGAUGUGGAGUUAGAUCGCCUGGUCCAAGACAAGCCGCUUAGCCACAGGACCCCCCAUGCUGCUUCCCAAAACAUAGCCGAGCAUCUCCCUAAUGUGCCGAGCUACCGGUACCCCACCACCCGCAUCCCUGUCCUCGUCAACAGGAGGACAGGGGUGUCGAAGCCCAGUUUCGUGAAGGAGGCAAAGAGCUCAGUUCGCCGCUUAGUGCCUGCCACGAGAGAACACCCAGCUGUGAAAGUUGAAGAUGCUGACGCCGAGAGCCGGCCCCUCCAGAUGGAGGAAAAGCCCCCAAGCCCGGUGUUGCUGGCGCCAUCCCCAGCCAAAUCAGAAACCCUCAUGGUGCCUGGCCAGGUUUUGGGAACCACCAGGAAGAAGCUGCCAUCACAGGAUGAGGAGGUGGAGGAACUCAAGGCUCUGUCUCCGGCACAGUCUCCAGUUGUUGCCUGGUCCGGCCCAUCCAGUCCCCAGGGGCAAGAGGCUGCUGAACGUGCUGAGUCCACAGCCAGCCAGAAUAGUGCGAUCAUUAAUGAUCGACUCCAGGAGCUGGUGAAACUAUUCAAGGAACGGACUGAGAAAGUGAAAGAGAAACUCAUCGAUCCUGAUGUUACCUCAGAUGAAGAAAGCCCAAAGCCAUCCCCUGCCAAGAAAGCCCCAGAACCGACACCAGCUCCCAAAGCAGCUGAGGCUGAAAAAGCUGGAGAGGAGGAACAUUACUGCGAGAUGUUGUGUUGCAAGUUCAAACGCCGCCCUUUGAAAAUGUACCGGUUUCCCCAAAGCAUUGACCCCCUCACCAACCUGAUGUAUAUUCUUUGGCUUUUCUUCGUGGUCAUGGCCUGGAACUGGAAUUGCUGGCUGAUUCCUGUCCGAUGGGCUUUUCCGUACGAGACCCCAGAAAACAUACACCUUUGGCUAAUGAUGGAUUAUCUCUGUGACUUCAUCUAUUUCUUAGACAUCACCGUGUUUCAGAUACGCCUGCAGUUUGUCAAAGGAGGAGACAUUAUUACAGACAAAAAGGAGAUGCGGAACAACUACCUGAAGUCUCACCGUUUUAAGAUGGAUAUGCUUUGUCUCCUGCCCCUGGACCUGCUCUAUUUGAAAGUUGGUGUGAAUUCCCUCUUACGAUUGCCCCGCUGCUUAAAGUACAUGGCUUUCUUUGAGUUUAAUAACCGGCUUGAAGCUAUCCUCAGCAAGGCAUAUGUUUACAGAGUUAUAAGAACCACAGCCUAUUUGCUUUAUAGUUUACAUUUGAAUUCAUGUCUGUAUUAUUGGGCAUCAGCCUACCAAGGACUUGGCUCUACUCACUGGGUAUAUGAUGGAGUGGGAAACAGUUACAUUCGAUGCUAUUACUUUGCUGUGAAGACCCUGAUUACCAUCGGGGGACUGCCCGACCCUCAGACUCUCUUUGAAAUCAUUUUCCAGCUUCUGAACUACUUCACGGGGGUCUUUGCUUUCUCUGUGAUGAUUGGACAGAUGAGAGAUGUUGUUGGAGCAGCAACUGCAGGACAAACGUAUUACAGGAGCUGCAUGGACAGUACUGUCAAGUACAUGAAUUUCUACAAAAUCCCCAGAUCGGUUCAGAAUCGUGUUAAGACCUGGUACGAAUAUACAUGGCAUUCUCAAGGCAUGCUGGAUGAAUCUGAGCUGAUGGUGCAGCUUCCGGACAAGAUGCGACUGGAUCUCGCUAUUGAUGUCAACUAUGACAUUGUCAGCAAGGUGGCUCUUUUUCAGGGCUGUGACAGACAAAUGAUUUUUGACAUGCUGAAGAGGCUAAGGUCUGUGGUUUACCUGCCCAAUGACUAUGUAUGCAAGAAGGGAGAAAUUGGAAGAGAAAUGUACAUUAUCCAAGCUGGACAGGUCCAGGUUUUAGGUGGACCAGAUGGCAAAGCUGUUCUCGUGACUCUGAAAGCAGGAUCUGUAUUUGGAGAAAUAAGCUUGUUGGCUGUUGGUGGAGGAAAUCGUCGCACAGCAAACGUAGUGGCUCAUGGGUUUACUAACCUUUUCAUUCUGGAUAAGAAGGACUUGAAUGAAAUUUUGGUUCACUACCCAGAGUCUCAGAAGUUGCUUCGGAAGAAAGCCAGGAGGAUGCUAAGAAAUAACAACAAGCCCAAAGAACAGAAAAGCGUGCUCAUCCUUCCCCCAAGAGCUGGGACUCCCAAACUCUUCUCAGCUGCUUUAGCUGUGGCUGGAAAGAUGGGAGGGAAGGGAGCGGCGAGAGGCGGCAAACUUGCCCAUUUGCGAGCAAGGCUGAAAGAAUUGGCUGCCUUAGAAGCAGCUGCGAAGCAGCAGCAAGAACUGGAGGAGGCCAAGACUUCUGCUGCUCCAGCAGCCCCAGAUCAACCAGAAUCAGCGGCUCCAGAUCAAGUAGAGCCGGCAGCUCCAGAACCAGCAGCUGGACCAGAGACAGUUGCUCCAGACCCACCAGAUGCCCAGCCUCCAUCUUCAUCCUCCCCCAAAAAGUCAGAGGGAGGAGAUGAUGGGGAAGUUGUGUCUGAAUCUACGGAUCACUCUGUCCGGAUUCGCAUGAGCCCUGCCCCGGAGAGUGAUGAACAGAUUCUCUCUGUAGAAAUUCCAGAAAAGAAGGAUGAUGACAAGUGAAAUUCCGCCCACUCUAGUUCCUAGAAGGCCACCACCCAACGUCUGGUCCUCUGAUGUUCCAGCUGGCUACCUGAACUUACCUAUCUAAGCUAGAGAAAUGUUUUUACAAAUUUCAACAGCUUCUAAUUUCCAGUUAGUGGCCACAAACUUCACUAACAAAGCUAUCCUUGAUAGGACUUGGUUUGCCUUCUCUUUGUCCUUGGCUUGCAGGGCUAGUAUCUUAGAAAUGAAGACCAUAACCUCUUUAAGAGAGAUGCAACCCUGUAAAGCUUCUUGGACCUCAGAAAGGAUUCUACUGAUCUCCUCUGCUAUUUCCUUUCCCAUUAAAUACUUGGUCAACACUCUUGCCCCAACAUUUGUUUUUUAUCAAGGGAACCACAGAAUCAUGCUCAUUGAUCUUCUAGCAUCAGUGAUACAUCAGCGACUAUUUUAAUGAAACCAUCCCCAAUAACAGGGCAGCUAGGUAGCACAGU